CGCAUUAAAAUGCUUUAUUUAUAUUGGUUUUCUUGACGGUAACCACAUCUUAAAAGUAAAAUUAUAAGCGUUAUUACAAACAUCAAGGAAUUAUUAGAUUAGCGAUGAAAAGUACGCGUUGUGACAGGUGAGUAUACCACAGAUUUAUAAGCAUGUACGAAAAUAACAUCAGUUUCGUUUCAGAUUUCUGUGGAGAUUAUCUGCACCGAAUGGUUAACGUCUUACAUUCGUUUUUCAUCGUAAAUGUUGCUUCGUUUAUACACAAAUCUGUGAAUAUCACCCUCAAAAAGUGCUAUCUACACAUUCUAUCAGAGUCAAAUAAAAAACCGUUUACAUAACACUUUAACUAUAACAGUUUUUUUAAAAUAAACAUUGUACUCAUUACUUAAUUAUUCUUAUAUCUAAAAAUAACUUAAACAUAUUUUUCUCUAAAUUUUUCUCUUAAAUUAAUUGUCCUAAAUUGAUGAAAUAAUGAUAAAUCGUCUUUGAUAGCUAUGUCGAAUUAUAAUAAUAUAUCGGCUAUGAAAACAUAUUCUCUUGAAUUUUUCAAUGCAAUUAAAUGGAUUCAAUUAAAUUAAAUGGAAUUAUAAAUUCAAUUAAAUUAAAUGGAAUUAUAAAUGGAAAAAAAUACAUGGCAGGAUUAGUUUCGUUGUCACAUUGAAUUCCCCACUGAAUUGCCCAUGUUUGUUGUGGGAUGACCAGAGUCGGCUGAUAAAACCAAUCAUUUCCAGGGUCGCUGGAAGAGGAGUAGGGAAGAAGUUUGCGGUCGGGAAUUUUCUUCUUUUCCUUCUUUGUCGUUGAAACAUGCCGGAUUUAUUCGAGGAAAGCAAGGGAGAGCCGCGAGAGAUUAAUGGAAGCUAAAUAUAUAACACUGUUUUAUAAACACGUGUGGGUAUCCUGAGAUAUACAGAGAACCGGAAUAGCCGGAUAAGUGUUCAGUAUUAGCGAGCAAGAGCGAGCGAUGGACGUGCAUUAGGAAGUCAUUCAUUCUACGACGUCAAGAAGAUUGCACGUCAAAGGAAAUGACAAGAUGUUUACAGAAAUUCCCAUUAGUAGUCAUCUUGUUAAUGCUUGAAGUGACUAACACUUGAUUGGAAAAAACAACAUUGUCGGCCGUAUUCGUCUAGUGAUAAACGUAUCAUUGCAUGCGUAGAAGUGUGCGCUGUUAUCAGUGCGCGGCCGCAGAAAUAACAUCAAGUUGAAGAAACUUUACACUCUUUGUUUUGUAAUUGCGCGAUUAUACUGCUAGUAUCUGUUUAUAAUAUCCAUUCAUGGCCUAGAUAAUUUCUUUAAGAAUCCAAAGGAGAGCGUAAUUAUGUCGAUUCUCAGUAAGAAGAAUUUUUUCGAGAGACUUUCCGGCAGUCGUCUGACGCGAGAGGAGCCGACGAUGGAAGCCGCCAACAACGGAACACAGUCUACUAUGAUCGGCAACAAGGAGGAAAGCGAGGACAUUUGGAUGAGUGAGAUCAGCGGCAGCAUCUCCUCUGAGAACAUCUUUGAUUCCGUCACGUGUCAUAUACCGACAUCGCCGAUGACACAGGAGCAACCUUGGAGCAAGGAGGAGGUCGAAAUGGCGUUAUCGAAUCUUCCAGGGGGCGAGGUCGCUCUGUCCCUGAUCCCUGCUCUUCAAGAAGAUGCUCUGCAAAAGGCUCUAGAGGAAUUUCAAAGUUUGACUCUAAAUAACACCGUAGACAGACAUCAUAAGAUGUCGUUGUCUAAAUUUGCAAACGGGUUUAUGCGAAGGGCUCUGUUAGACAGCGAAAAUGAAGCAGCAGCUGCUGCGACUCCGGGUCAACUACUUGUGCGAUGGUCAGACACGUGUCUACUGAUUUCUAGUUGGUUGGGUCAUACGGAAGUCGCGAAGGCUUUGCUAGAUAAAGGCGCGUCAGUUUCCGCGAGUGACUGCGAUGGAAGGACACCGUUACAUCUGGCAGCUUAUGCUGCAUCCGUAAAACUCGUAGAGGAGUUAUUGAAGCAUGGUGCCGAUCCGCACAAGUGGGAUCACGGGAAGAAAUGCACCCCGUUGCAUUGCGCCGCGGCGGUGGGUUGCGUCGCCGUCGUCAAAUGCUUGAUCAGAUCGGGCGCGAACGUGGACGCCGGAUUGUCCGGCAGGAGUCCGCUCCAUUACGCCGUGCUGAACAAUGCCGGGGAUUGCGUCGAAGCUCUACUGCAAGCAGGUGCUUGUCCUAAUAAUCCACAGGUCUACACAGAGACACCUCUGCAUGUGGCGGCUAGUUUGGGUAACGUGCAUUGCACUAAAUUGCUGUUGAAUCACGGGGCGGACGUGAGGGUGCAAUUAGGAGUCGCGCGAUCAACACCACUACAUCUGGCAGCAGAAGAGGGGAGUAUGGAGUGCACCAAGUUAUUGUUGAACGCCGGUGCGGCCUGGGAAGCAAAGAAUGCACGCGGUCAGACGGCGAUGCACCUGGCGGCGCUUGCUCAGUCUGUAGAAACGUUGGACGUAUUAAUAAGCGCCGGUGCGAAGGUCAACGCGGAGGAUGACGAUGGACGAACUCCGCUACAUGCCGCAGUCGCGAAAGCCCUGAGGAGCGGUGAACUGGUCAAGACUUUAAUACAGGCAGGUGCCUCGAUUAAUAAGCCGGACAAGUUUGGUUACACGCCGCUGCACAUUGCGGCUCUGAACGAGAGUUCGCCCACGGUGAUAAUGCUGCUAGCGAAGGGCGCCGACGUGACAGCGCGCACCAAAGGCGGCGUUACCGCCCUUAGUUUUAUUAUACGUCGUACCCCGGAGGUAUUGCCGCGUUUCGUGGCACGCUUCGAUCAGGCAAUCUCGCUGCACGAUCACGAGCUGGGUGACGUGGACUGCGAGUUGCGGCUGGAUUUUCGACCGUUGGUACCGGGCGGUCGCGGUGAGACAGAUCUGAUGCUCUGCCUGGUAGAGGUUGGUCAGGGCCACGUGUUGAAGCACCCGUUGUGUGAGAGUUUUCUCUACCUUAAGUGGUUACGUAUUCGGAAGUUCUUCCUACUCAGUCUGAUGUUUCAUUCAAUCUUCGUUAUCCUCUUCACCGGUUACGUCGGAGCAACGUAUCUUUGGCGUGUGAAACGGCUCAGCAAUGUUCUCCUCUGGCCGGUGCUGGGCUUCACCUGUGUGCUCGCGUGCAAGGAACUCUUUCAAGUCGCUCACGGUAUCUGCUCCUACGCUAAACGCUGGGAGAACUGGCUGCAAUGGAGCGUAAUCGUAGCCUCCGGCAUCAUAUUGAUUCCGUUGGGAUACACUUGGCAGUAUCAUGUCGCUGCCCUCGGUGUUUUGUUGGUCUGGAUCGAGCUAAUGAUGGUGGUCGGUCGCUUUCCCAUGUUCGGUAUCUAUGUACAGAUGUUCACCCAAGUGUCCAUCAACUUUUUCAAGUUUCUCGCGGCCUAUAUGUGCCUCAUAGUCGGCUUCUCCCUUGGUUUCACUGUGCUGCACAAGAACUAUAAGUCCUUCGCUAAUCCGCUAAUCAGCCUGCUCAAGACGAUGAUCAUGAUGUCAGGCGAGCUUGAGUUCGAAGAUGUCUUCUUCGAUUCGAAAGCACCGCUCCAAUAUCCCGGCACAGCCCACUUGAUGCUUCUUGGCUUCGUCAUCCUGGUGACAGUGAUUUUGACGAAUCUGAUGGUCGGUCUAGCCGUAUCGGAUAUCCAGGAGCUUCGCAGAUGCGCCGGUCUCGAUCGAUUAGUGCGCCGUGCCGAGCUCGUGGCUCAUCUCGAGAACAUGUUAUUCUCCAAGCUCUUAGAUCGUGCUCCGGCAUGGAGAAUAAUACGGGUGUGUAGGAGAGGUGCUCUGCUACUACGUCCACCAUAUCACUGUGCCUUGCACAUUCGGCCGAACGAUCCGCGCGAAAGACGUCUACCACGAGACCUCGUCCGCGCGAUAUAUCGCCUGAUCAGCGAGAGAAAAACGCGGCGGGCGACGUUCAGAGGCGGCAUGCCACCACCAUUGUUGCAAAAUGCGAACGUCGCGAACGCGGCGACGGAUUCGACUCACGUGAGGCUCAGCAGGAUGUACAGCACUGAAAGCAAUCAACAACAACUAAACGAGCUGGCGGUCGAGCUGAAGAGAUGUUCGUACAAUAUCGGCACAAGGCUGGACAUACUGACUGACAAGGUGGAGAGUAUCGCUAGAGACUUGAACAUGUCUCCACAUUUACGUUAAUGUUGCUUAAUUAUUGUUGUCUCACUGAGCAUUUCAAAUUAUUAAAAAAAAAAUACAUUUAUUUAAAAAAAGACCCCAAGGACCAUUAGCGAUCCAAAAAAGGAACGCGAACUUAAGACAAGAAAGAACUGCCAAGGUGCUAAUAAUAAUAAAUCUAGAAUUAAAGAUGCAAAUUGACAAACAGCACAUUCACAAUCAGGACAACUCAUGUAUUAGCUUCGCAAAUAAUAUAAGAUAUUUAGUGUAAUUUUGCUUAGU
This is a messenger RNA of Monomorium pharaonis (pharaoh ant), 4408 nucleotides long. Its product is annotated as transient receptor potential channel pyrexia. The coding region runs from base 1316 to 4150 and encodes 944 amino acids. Gene Ontology annotation, biological process: transmembrane transport; monoatomic ion transport. Gene Ontology annotation, cellular component: membrane. The record is from RefSeq and is a predicted model, not a curated record. Lineage: Eukaryota; Metazoa; Arthropoda; Insecta; Hymenoptera; Formicidae. The transcript has 6 exons. Gene Ontology annotation, molecular function: protein binding; monoatomic ion channel activity.